Messenger RNA from Schistocerca americana (American grasshopper), 2522 nucleotides. It is a transcript of the gene ena, whose product is annotated as protein enabled. Gene Ontology annotation, molecular function: SH3 domain binding. Bases 387 to 2000 code for a protein of 537 amino acids. NCBI's taxonomy places the organism in Eukaryota, Metazoa, Arthropoda, Insecta, Orthoptera, Acrididae. Gene Ontology annotation, biological process: intracellular transport. The transcript has 11 exons. The record is from RefSeq and is a predicted model, not a curated record.
UUGUGUUCAAGAGACAUGUUUGUGUAACGCGUAAGUACUUCUUUGUGUUUAAGUGAAGAAGUUGUACGGAACAGCGACGUUUCUGAAAGUAAGACAGCGGUGUGUGGGCAGUGAAUGAUUUUACGUUAUCUUCUCAUUGUUCUGCUGGUUGGAUACCGGGGAAAUUAACCAAUCAAACAGAAGAAAGGAAUUUAAGGCAAAAUGGACCUGGCAGGACAGACGCGAAGAAGGGCGUGAUAAAUGAGUUUUCAGAUGGCGUGUGGUUAAAGAGCUAUAGAGUCGCCAAUUCGUUUUCUGGAGAAAAGCAGCUGUUCUCUUGUUUCAAACGACUCGCAGAUGUUUUGAUGCCGUGAAUUCUUCUGGAGUAUUUAUAAAGCCGAUCAGAUAUGAGUUCCACGUGUCGUUCUGCAGACCAGAUUCAGGUUACCUCUCAGGCACAGGAAGUGCGAAAAAGUGAACUCAGCAUAGCAUCAGCACGGGCAUCGGUUAUGGUGUAUGAUGACAUCAAUAAAAAAUGGAUUCCAAGUGGAACAUCAUCUGGUUUGUCAAAGGUUCAUAUUUACCAGCAUCAAGUGAACAACACAUUUAGAGUAGUUGGUCGCAAACUACAAGAUCAUGAGGUUGUUAUUAACUGUGCCAUUCUGAAAGGUCUGAAGUACAAUCAAGCAACUGCAACAUUCCAUCAAUGGAGGGACAAUAAACAAGUGUAUGGACUGAACUUCAGCAGUAAAGAAGAUGCUGAUUCAUUUGCAAGAGCUAUGGCUCAUGCCCUAGAUAUCCUAGGUAACGCUCUGUCUAGGUCUCUAGGACAGCCUCCUUCUGUCUCAAGCACACAACCAAUCUACCAAGUCUCCAGUAAUGGGCAAUAUGAGGAGGACAUGGGAUACAGUAAGACGCUAUGCCUUCCUCGAGUGUCCCUUCAUCAACAGAUGCCAUGCAGUGUUGCAAUAGCAUCACGAAUCCCAAGUCCUGGCGGGGGGACCAGUUCGAGGACAAUGACAAGGGAAGAUGUAGCAAUCAUUCAAGAAAGAAGAAUGUCAACACAACAGCCACAACAAGAACAGCAACAACAACGUCAACAGCUUGUCGGUGGCGGCUCUUCACCAGGAAGCUCAUCACCCAGUAGCACUGGUGGGCCGCCUCCUUGUCAACCACCACAGCCCCCACAUCCUCCUGGGUCUGGUCUUCCUCCGGGUCACCAUAGGGCAUCAUCGGCGCCGCCGGCUCCUCAGCCCCAACCACCUCAGGUGGCUCUCCAACAGCAGACGCCUCCCGGUGGUGCUCCACCAAUUACGACUGUUGGCGGCCCACCUGCACCUCCCCCGGCACCACCUGCUCCCCCUGCACCACCGUGUCCUCCAUGGCUGGGUGGUGGUUUACCUUCCUCAAAUGUGCCGCCAGCUCCUCCUGCACCCAGUGCGGCACCACCUCCACCACCACCACCUCCAGCUCCAAAUGUCACACGAUCUUCUAGCAAUGAUGGGCAAGAACAGGGAUCGUCUCUUGCUGCCCAGCUUCAAAGUGCUAAGCUACGCCGUUCGAGCAAGCAAUCAGCUGAAAACAGUGGAUCAAGUACCAGUAGCAGUGGUAGCAGUAACUAUGGAACUAUUGGGCGCAGUGGCAUGGCCAGCAUGACUAGUAUGAUGGAUGAGAUGGCAAAGACACUGGCUCGCCGCAGGAAAGCUGUUGAGAAGAAAGAGCCUGCAGAAGCACAGGAUAGUGAUGCUAGUCAGGACAAAAAGUCAUGGGACAAAAGUGCUGGCAAUGGAAAGUUUGCCAAUGGUUCUGGGUCAGAAUCACCGAAGCCUUCUAGAAAACGCUUUGGAUCCUCUUCAGAAGAACAAGGAAUGAAAGUUAAUGGCGUACAAGAAGGCACAGGCACUGGCUGCACUGACCUAGAGAGCUUGAAACAAGAAAUACUCAGAGAAAUGAAGAAGGAAAUGAACAAAAUGAAACAAGAUAUAAUAGAUGCUUUGAGACAGGAGCUUAACAGAAGAUAAUGGCCGCUACUUAAAAAGUCUCCAAGUUCCUAAGCCAGGUCAUUUGGUGCUCCCUUCUCUUCCACACCCUUUGUCGAUUUGGCUUUUUGCGGCCUAUGUCGCAGAGUUAAUCACUGCUUUUUUGUAUGUGGCCAACAUAUGUUGGAGGAAGAGGCAGUUGUAUCAUUUCUCUACAGGCUCAGUGCUGUUCCCCCAUACUCCAGCCAUAUAAAUUCCAAGUGAUUAGUAGUAUAUGUAAAAGUGGAAAAUAUUUAAUGGUGAUAAUAUUCAGUCUGCUGCAGUAUGAGAAACAAUUUCAGUCAAACUUGCAUACUAUUUACUUUCCAUAUUUUUUAAAUAAAGUAUUUGUUUACAUUUCAGUACUGAUAUUUAUUUUUAAUGUGAAUAAAUGUAUCAUAACAUUCACUAUGUGUUUUGGUUGUAUCAUGGAUUUUCUGCUUCAGUGGGAACAUGUGUCUGAUAUUUACUCUUUUUUGUAGACUGUUGAAAUCUCAUUGCAAAUAAAUGUUGUGGGAUGUGGCA